This is a messenger RNA of Zophobas morio, 524 nucleotides long. RefSeq lists its product as uncharacterized. The transcript has 3 exons. Lineage: Eukaryota; Metazoa; Arthropoda; Insecta; Coleoptera; Tenebrionidae. Bases 72 to 437 code for a protein of 121 amino acids. The record is from RefSeq and is a predicted model, not a curated record.
AAAAUCAGUAAAUUGGAGAGACGAGGUGUUUAGUUGGCUGGAGUCGCUGCGCAAAAUAACUCGUCAAAAAAAUGUCAAAAAUUGUUUUAGUGCUAUUAGUGGCCUUAGUUGUCGAAACGCUAGGGCAGCAGCCAUUUCUAAGUGAUAAGACAGUCAAGUGUUACGACCAGGAAUGUCCCAAUACUACAACUGCGUGUAGGAAAACUAUCCGAACCAGCGAUGACAAAAAGACCUUAAAUACGAUCAUCUCUUGUCUGGAUGCUCAAGAUAUGGUAUUGACGGACUUCCGCAGGGACGAGGAAAAUCCCUUCGGGACGGGCACUACGUUCCAAAGUACAUCGUUUUCUGGGACAUACACAUCGCACAAUGGAGGACCAAUUAAUGUUAACAUCAACAAUGAUAUCGAUCCUCACAGUAACGUUGAAGAUUUCUCCUAAACAUUUGUUUUACUCCUAGAGAUGUGUAAGAGUGAAGAGAAAUGAGGUUGUUUUUAUAAUAUAACAAAUAAACAUGAUUAGUAAGAA